Molecule: messenger RNA, 1029 nt
Organism: Grammomys surdaster
Lineage: Eukaryota; Metazoa; Chordata; Mammalia; Rodentia; Muridae
Gene: Gpr32
Product: G protein-coupled receptor 32
Exons: 1
Coding region: 1-1029 (342 amino acids)
Biological process (GO): inflammatory response; positive regulation of cytosolic calcium ion concentration; complement receptor mediated signaling pathway
Cellular component (GO): plasma membrane
Molecular function (GO): N-formyl peptide receptor activity; complement receptor activity
Source: RefSeq, a predicted model, not a curated record
AUGGCGGAUCUCAAAUGCCAGCCCGUGGAGGUGUGGUAUCUCCGCCAGCUCACCAUCACCGUCCUGUUCGUGUCCUGUGUUGCUGGAGUCCUGGGGAAUGGACUGGUGCUGUGGAUGGCUGUAUUCCGCAUGGCCCGCACUGUCACCAUGAUCUGGUUCUUCAACCUGGCCCUAGCUGACUUUACUGUCCUCCUGUCUGUGCCCGUUUCCAUAUAUAUCAUAGUCUAUGGCUGGUGGCCAUCUGCCAAGUUGGUCUGUAAACUCUACAUGGGCUUUCUGGUCCUCUCCUUCUUCGUCAGCAUCUACUUGCUGGUCCUCAUCUCUGUGGAUCGCUGCAUCUUGGUCCUGUACCCUGUGUGGGCCAGAAACCACAGAACGGUGCAGCGAGCCACAUGGUUGUCCAUCGCAGUGUGGCUGCUGGCAGCUGCUGCCUGUUCUCCAUACUUGAUGUACCGAACCACCGGGGAACUACAUGGCUGUGGAUAUUGCUACUUUGACUUCAAUUCAGAGAAAGAGACAGGGCAGGAUUGGAGUGCAAUGGUUGCUAAGCGACAGAUGGCAAUAGCCAUCACUCACUUCCUGUUUGGCUUCCUAGUACCUCUGACUGUCAUCAGCACCUGUGCCCACUGCAUCCGGUCCAGGCUCCAGACAGAGGGCUGGGUGCAUGCAAGGCGGCCCAAGAGGCUGCUGCUGGUGGUUGGAAGCGCCUUCUUCAUCUUCUGGUUCCCUUUUAACGUGGUGCUCUUGGUGAAGUCAGUGCUUCUGACAUCUCUGCAGCAGCUCCACUACCCCGAGAUGGAGCUCAUCUCAUGGGCUACCUUCGCCUUGGGCUGUUUCAACAGCUGCCUCAACCCCUUCCUCUAUGUCUUCAUCGGCAGAGAUUUCCAGCAGAAAAUUUUCCAGUCUCUAUCUUCUGCCCUAGUUAGAGUGUUUGGGGAAGAAGGUUUUAUCAGUCAUCCUGUUCCUGAGGCCAAUACUCCAUCAGAGGGUAGAAACCAUACAGUUCAAACUAGAAGUCCAUCUUCGUAG